Molecule: messenger RNA, 1149 nt
Organism: Endocarpon pusillum Z07020
Lineage: Eukaryota; Fungi; Ascomycota; Eurotiomycetes; Verrucariales; Verrucariaceae
Exons: 3
Coding region: 1-1149 (382 amino acids)
Source: RefSeq, a predicted model, not a curated record
AUGUCCGUCGCAGCCAUCCACUUCGGCAGCAUCGUUUCUGUCGGUGACGUAGAUGACGGCAUGACAUUCCAAGACAUAGAGACGUUUGCGCGUGAGGACAAGAACGGAAAGAGUGGGAGUGAUUCAGAGACGUUCAAUCAGUGGUUGAACAUGGUGCUUGAUAGCCCGACGUGGGAUGACAUUGCUAAGCAGUAUGGGGCUGAGAAUGUACUCGACGCGUUUUGUCGGACUUUAAUUGGGAAUAGGAAUAAUCGAAUGAUGAAGCCGCCGGAGGAUGUCGCUGACGAGAUGCAUGACGAAAGUGAUGAACUAAGAUUAACAGUGACGACUCCGCGAUCGGAGACGAUCGAGAACCAAAACAAAAUACCCUGGGCGAUGCAGAACCUGGGGAUACAGGACCUGGGGAUACAGGACGAUACAGGACCUGGGAAUACAGAACCUGGUGCCAAUGAAAGCGAUAUGACCACAUCUACCUCAAGUGAAGACAACGCCUUCUCUCCCCCCGAGAUGCUAAGUAUGACGCUCGACGGUUUUCGGUCCUGCAUACAAGUCUCUUGGGGUAAGCGCUUCGCCAUCCUCGACAGCGGCCACAUGGGCAUCGUACCGCAGCAUGCACUUGUGGGUGAUAUGGUAGCUAUUGUUCUUGGGUGCACGAUGCCCCUUGUGCUGCGACUGACGAAUGUGAUGAGUGCCAAGUUUUUGGGGGAGAGUUACACUCAUGGGGUCAUGGCCGGGGACUUGAUGGGCGGACAUGUGGUGGAAACAUGGAUUCUAGAGUAUGAGACUGGAACCACAGGCACCGAGAGAUAUGCAGAAUCAAAGGAUAAAAUUACCGGUCGCAGAGACAAUUUUCAAGCUCAGUGGAGAAUACCUCAUCCGUUGGGUUCUCUUCCACCCUCGAGCGAUAUCCUCCGCGAUGCACAGGCAAUGGGAGAUAGCGAUGACUCGCGGUUCACCCUUGUGGCUGAGGUGAGUGUUGGAGUCCACUGCUAUGGAUCAGCGGUAAAUCGCAUACAUCGGCGUACUCUAAACGAUGCAUUGCUGCGCUUCAUUACCAUCAGCGGCGUGAGAUUCUGUCGGAUUGCCGCAAGGAUCAAUUCCAUGCGGGGCUGGUUCGCAGGAAUGCAGCUCAGCACAUCGUUCGACUGA